Molecule: messenger RNA, 8175 nt
Organism: Closterium sp. Naga37s-1
Lineage: Eukaryota; Viridiplantae; Streptophyta; Zygnematophyceae; Desmidiales; Closteriaceae
Source: the annotation of a GenBank genome assembly
AUGUGCUGGAAGAUCAGCGGGCGCUCUUCAUUCGCGAGCGCCGAUGACCCCGCUUUCCAUCACCCCGCCCCAUUCUCCCGCUUUCCACCACCCCGCCCCAUUCUCCCGCUUUCCAUCACCCCGCCCCAUUCUCCCUCCUUCCAUCAUCCCGCCCCAUGCUCCCUCCUUCCAUCACCCCGCCCCAUUCUCCCGCUUUUCAUCACCCCGCCCCAUUCUCCCGCUUUCCAUCACCCCUCCCCAUUCUCCCGCUUUCCAUCACCCCGCCCCAAUCUCCCGCUUUCCAUCACCCCGCCCCACUCUCCCGUUUUCCAUCACCCCGGCCCAUUCUCCCGCUUUCCAUCAUCCCGCCCCAUUCUCCCGCUUACCAUCACCCCGCCCCAUUCUCCCGAUUUCCAUCACCCCGCCCCAUUCUCCCGCUUUCCAUCCCCAUUCUCCCGCUUUCCAUCACCCCGCCCCAUUCUCCCGCUUUCCAUCACCCCGCCCCAUUCUCCCGCUUUCCAUCACCCAACCCCAUUUUCCCGCUUUUCAUCACCCCGCCCCAUUCUCCCGCUUUCCAUCACCCCGCCCCAUUCUCCUGCUUUCCAUCACCCCGCCCUAUUCUCCCUCCUUCCAUCACCCCGCCCCAUUCUCCCGCUUUCGAUCACCCCGCCCCAUUCUCCCGCUUUCCAUCACUCCGCCCCAUUCUCCCGCUUUCCAUCACCCCGCCCCAUUCUCCCGCUUUCCAUCACCCCGCCCCAUUUUCCCGCUUUCCAUCACCCCGCCCCAUUCUCCCGCUUUGCAUCACCCCGCCCCAUUCUGCCGCUUUCCAUCACCCCGCCCCAUUUUCCCACUUUCCAUCACCCCGCCCCAUUCUCCCGCUUUCCAUCACCCCGCCCCAUUCUCCCGCUUUCCAUCACCCGGCCCAUUCUCCCGCUUUCCAUCACCCUGGCCCAUUCUCCCGCUUUCCAUCAUCCCGCCCCAUUCUCCCGCUUACCAUCACCCCGCCCCAUUCUCCCGAUUUCCAUCACCCCGCCCAUUCUCCCGCUUUCCAUCCCCAUUCUCCUGCUUUCCUUCACCCCGCCCCAUUCUCCCGCUUUCCAUCACCCCGCCCAAUUCUCCCGCUUUCCAUCACCCCGCCCCAUUUUCCCGCUUUUCAUCACCCCGCCCCAUUCUCCCGCUUUCCAUCACCCCGCCCCAUUCUCCUGCUUUCCAUCACCCCGCCCUAUUCUCCCUCCUUCCAUCACCCCGCCCCAUUCUCCCGCUUUCGAUCACCCCGCCCCAUUCUCCCGCUUUCCAUCACUCCGCCCCAUUCUCCCGCUUUCCAUCACCCCGCCCCAUUCUCCCGCUUUCCAUCACCCCGCCCCGUUCUCCCGCUUUCCAUCACCCCGCCCCAUUCUCCCGCUUUCCAUCACCCCGCCCCAUUCUCCCGCUUUCCAUCUACCCGCCCCAUUCUCCCGCUUUCCAUCACCCCGCCCCAUUCUCCCGCUUUCCAUCACCCCGCCCCAUUCUCCCGCUUUCCAUCACCCCGCCCCAUUCUCCCGCUUUCCAUCACCCCGCCCCAUUCUCCCGCUUUCCAUCACCCCGCCCCAUUCUCUCGCUUUCCAUCACCCCGGCCCAUUCUCCCGCUUUCCAUCAUCCCGCCCCAUUCGCCCGCUUACCAUCACCCCGCCCCAUUCUCCCGAUUUCCAUCACCCCGCCCCAUUCUCCCGCUUUCCAUCCCCAUUCUCCCGCUUUCCAUCACCCCGCCCCAUUCUUACUCCAUCCAUCACCCCGCCCCAUUCUCCCGCUUUCCAUCACCCAACCCCAUUUUCCCGCUUUUCAUCACCCCGCCCCAUUCUCCCGCUUUCCAUCACCCCGCCCCAUUCUCCUGCUUUCCAUCACCCCGCCCUAUUCUCCCUCCUUCCAUCACCCCGCCCCAUUCUCCCGCUUUUGAUCACCCCGCCCCAUUCUCCCGCUUUCCAUCACUCCGCCCCAUUCUCCCGCUUUCCAUCACCCCGCCCCAUUCUCCCGCUUUCCAUCACCCCGCCCCAUUUUCCCGCUUUCCAUCACCCCGCCCCAUUCUCCCGCUUUGCAUCACCCCGCCCCAUUCUGCCGCUUUCCAUCACCCCGCCCCAUUUUCCCACUUUCCAUCACCCCGCCCCAUUCUCCCGCUUUCCAUCACCCCGCCCCAUUCUCCCGCUUUCCAUCACCCGGCCCAUUCUCCCGCUUUCCAUCACCCUGGCCCAUUCUCCCGCUUUCCAUCAUCCCGCCCCAUUCUCCCGCUUACCAUCACCCCGCCCCAUUCUCCCGAUUUCCAUCACCCAGCCCAUUCUCCCGCUUUCCAUCCCCAUUCUCCUGCUUUCCAUCACCCCACCCCAUUCUCCCGCUUUCCAUCACCCCGCCCCAUUCUCCCGCUUUCCAUCACCCCGCCCCAUUUUCCCGCUUUUCAUCACCCCGCCCCAUUCUCCCGCUUUCCAUCACCCCGCCCCAUUCUCCUGGUUUCCAUCACCCCGCCCUAUUCUCCCUCCUUCCAUCACCCCGCCCCAUUCUCCCGCUUUCGAUCACCCCGCCCCAUUCUCCCGCUUUCCAUCACUCCGCCCCAUUCUCCCGCUUUCCAUCACCCCGACCCAUUCUCCCGCUUUCCAUCACCCCGCCCCAUUCUCCCGCUUUCCAUCACCCCGCCCCAUUCUCCCGCUUUCCAUCACCCCGCCCCAUUCUCCCGCUUUUCAUCACCCCGCCCCAUUCUCCCGCUUUCCAUCACCCCGCCCCAUUCUCCCGCUUUCCAUCACCCCGCCCCAUUCUCCCGCUUUCCAUCACCCCGCCCCAUUCUCCCGCUUUCCAUCACCCCGCCCCAUUCUCCCGCUUUCCAUCACCCCGCCCCAUUCUCUCGCUUUCCAUCACCCCGCCCCAUUCUCCCUCCUUCCAUCACCCCGCACCAUUCUCCCUCCUUCCAUCACCCCGCCCCAUUCUCCCUCCUUCCAUCACCCCGCCCCAUUCUCCCUCCUUCCAUCACCCCGCCCCAUUCUCCCGCUUUCCAUCACCCCGCCCCAUUCUCCCGAUUUCCAUCAACCCGCCCCAUUCUCCCGCUUUCCAUCAUCCCGCCCCAUUCUCCCGCUUUCCAUCACCCCGCCCCAUUCCUGCUUUCCCCCCGUUCUCCCGCUUUCCAUCACCCCGCCCCGUUCUCCCGCUUUCCAUCACCCCGCCCCGUUCUCCCGCUUUCCAUCACCCCGCCCCAUUCUCCCGCUUUCCAUCACCCGACCCCAUUCUCCCGCUUUCCAUCACCCCGCCCUAUUCUCCCGCUUUCCAUCACCCCGCCCCAUUCUCCCGCUUUCCAUCAACCCGCCCCAUUCUCCCUCCUUCUAUCACCCCGCACCAUUCUUCCUCCGUCCAUCACCCCGCCCCAUUCUCCCUCCUUCCAUCACCCCGCCCCAUUCUCCCUCCUUCCAUCACCCCGCCCCAUUCUCCCGCAUUCCAUCAUCCCGCCCCAUUCUCCCGCUUUCCAUCACCCCGCCCCAUUCCCGCUUUCCAUCACCCCGGCCCAUUCUCCCGAUUUCCAUCACCCCGCCCCAUUCUCCCGCUUUCCAUCACCCCGCCCCAUUCUCCCGCUUCCACCACCCCGCCCCAUUCUCCCUCCUUCCAUCACCCCGCCCUAUUCUCCCUCCUUUCAUCACCCGGCCCCGUUCUCCCGCUUUCCAUCACCCCGCCCCGUUCUCCCGCUUUCCAUCAACCCGCCCCGUUCUCCCGCUUUCCAUCACCCUGCCUCAUUCUCCCGCUUUCCAUCACCCCGACCCAUUCUCCCUCCUUCCAUCACCCCGCCCCAUUCUCCCUCCUUCCAUCACCCCGCCCCAUUCUCCCGCUUUCCAUCACCUUGCCCCAUUCUCCCGCUUUCCAUCACCCCGCCCCAUUCUCCCGCUUUCCAUCACCCCGCCCCAUUCUCUCGCUUUCCAUCACCCCGCCCCAUUCUCCCGCUUUCCAUCACCCCGCCCCAUUCUCCCGCUUUCCAUCACCCCGCCCCAUUCUCCCGCUUUCCAUCACCCCGCCCCAUUGUCCCGCUUUCCAUCACCCCGCCCCAAUCUCCCGCUUUCCAUCACCCGGCCCCAUUCUCCCGCUUUCCAUCACCCCGGCCCAUUCUCCCGCUUUCCAUCACCCCACCCCAUUCUCCCGCUUUCCAUCACCCCGCCGCAUUGUCCCGCUUUCUAUCACCCCGCCCCAUUCUCCCGAUUUCCAUCCCCAUUCUCCCGCUUUCCAUCCCCAUUCUCCCGCUUUCCAUCCCCAUUCUCCCGCUUUCCAUCACCCCGCCCCAAUCUCCCGCUUUCCAUCACCCGGCCCCAUUCUCCCGCUUUCCAUCACCCCGGCCCAUUCUCCCGCUUUCCAUCACCCCACCCCAUUCUCCCGCUUUCCAUCACCCCGCCGCAUUGUCCCGCUUUCUAUCACCCCGCCCCAUUCUCCCGAUUUCCAUCCCCAUUCUCCCGCUUUCCAUCCCCAUUCUCCCGCUUUCCAUCCCCAUUCUCCCGCUUUCCAUCACCCCGCCCCAUUCUCCCGCUUUCCAUCACCCCGCCCCAUUCUCCCGCUUUCCAUCACCCCGCCCCAUUCUCCCGCUUUCCACCACCCCGCCCCAUUUUCCCGCUUUUCCAUUCUCCCGCUUUCCAUCACCCCGCCCUAUUCUCCCUCCUUCCAUCACCCCGCCCCAUUCUCCCGCUUUCCAUCACCCCACCCCAUUCUCCCGCUUUCCAUCACCCCGCCCCAUUCUCUCGCUUUCCAUCACCCCGCCCCAUUCUCCCGCUUUCCAUCACCCCGCCCCAUUCUCCCGCUUUUCAUCACCCCGCCCCAUUCUCCCGCUUUACAUCACCCCGCCCCAUUCUCCCGCUUUCCAUCAACCCGCCCCAUUCUCCCGCUUUCCAUCACCCCGCCCCAUUCUCCCUCCUUCCAUCACCCCGCCCCAUUCUCCCGCUUUCCAUCACCCCACCCCAUUCUCCCGAUUUCGAUCACCCCGCCCCAUUCCCCCGCUUUCCGUCACCCCGCCCCAUUCUCCCGCUUUCCAUCACCCCGCCCAAAUCUCCCGCUUUCCAUCACCCCACCCCAUUCUCCCGCUUUCCAUCACCCCGCCCUAUUCUCCCUCCUUCCAUCACCUCGCCCCAUUCUCCCGCUUUCCAUCAUCCCGCCCCAUUCUCCCGCUUUCCAUCACCCCUCCCCAUUCUCCCACUUUCCAUCACCCCGCCCCAUUCUCCCGCUGUCCAUCACCCCGCCCCAUUCUCCCGCUUUCCAUCACCCCGCCCCAUUCUCCCGUUUUUUAUCACCCCGCCCCAUUCUCCCGCUUUCCAUCACCCCGCCCCAAUCUCCCGCUUUCCACCACCCCGCCACAUUCUCCCGUUUUCCAUCACCCCGGCCCAUUCUCCCGCUUUCCAUGACCCCGCCCCAUUCUCCCGCUUUCCAUCACCCCGCCCCAUUCUCCCGCUUUCUAUCACCCCGCCCCUUUCUCCCGCUUUCUAUCCCCAUUCUCCCGCUUUCCAUCAUCCCGCCCCAUUCUCCCGCUUUGCAUCACCCCGCCCCAUUUUCCUGCUUUCCAUCACCCCGCCCCAUUCUCCCGCUUUCUAUCAUCCCGCCCCAUUCUCCCGCUUUCCAUCACCCCGCCCCAUUCUCCCGCUUUCCAUCACCCCGCCCCAUUCUCCCUCCUUCCAUCACCCCGCCCCAUUCUCCCUCCUUCCAUCACCCCGCCCCAUUCUCCCUCCUUCCAUCACCCCGCCCCAUUCUCCCGCUUUUCAUCAUCCCGCCCCAUUCUCCCGCUUUCCAUCACCCCGCCCCAUUUUCCUGCUUUCCAUCACCCCGCCCCAUUCUCCCGCUUUCUAUCAUCCCGCCCCAUUCUCCCGCUUUCCAUCACCCCGCCCCAUUCUCCCGCUUUCCAUCACCCCGCCCCAUUCUCCCUCCUUCCAUCACCCCGCCCCAUUCUCCCUCCUUCCAUCACCCCGCCCCAUUCUCCCUCCUUCCAUCACCCAGCCUCGUUCUCCCGCUUUCCAUCACCCCGCCCCGUUCUCCCGCUUUCCAUCACCCCGCCCCGUUCUCCCGCUUUCCAUCACCCCGCCCCAUUCUCCCGCUUUCCAUCACCCGGCCCCAUUCUCCCGCUUUCCAUCACCCCGCCCUAUUCUCCCGCUUUCCAUCACCCCGCCCCAUUCUCCCGCUUUCCAUCACCCCGCCCCAUUCUCCCUCCUUCUAUCACCCCACACCAUUCUUCCUCCGUCCAUCACCCCGCCCCAUUCUCCCUCCUUCCAUCACCCCGCCCCAUUCUCCCUCCUUCCAUCAUCCCGCCCCAUUCUCCCGCUUUCCAUCACCCCACCCCAUUCUCCCGAUUUCCAUCAACCCGCCCCAUUCUCCCGCAUUCCAUCAUCCCGCCCCAUUCUCCCGCUUUCCAUCACCCCGCCCCAUUCCCGCUUUCCAUCACCCCGGCCCAUUCUCCCGAUUUCCAUCACCCCGCCCCAUUCUCCCGCUUUCCAUCACCCCGCCCCAUUCUCCCGCUUCCACCACCCCGCCCCAUUCUCCCUCCUUCCAUCACCCCGCCCUAUUCUCCCUCCUUUCAUCACCCGGCCCCGUUCUCCCGCUUUCCAUCACCCCGCCCCGUUCUCCCGCUUUCCAUCAACCCGCCCCGUUCUCCCGCUUUCCAUCACCCCGCCUCAUUCUCCCGCUUUCCAUCACCCCGCCCCAUUCUCCCUCCUUCCAUCACCCCGCCCCAUUCUCCCUCCUUCCAUCACCCCGCCCCAUUCUCCCGCUUUCCAUCACCCUGCCCCAUUCUCCCGCUUUCCAUCACCCCGCCCCAUUCUCCCGCUUUCCAUCACCCCGCCCCAUUCUCUCGCUUUCCAUCACCCCGCCCCAUUCUCCCGCUUUCCAUCACCCCGCCCCAUUCUCCCGCUUUCCAUCACCCCGCCCUAUUCUCCCGCUUUCCAUCACCCCGCCCCAUUGUCCCGCUUUCCAUCACCCCGCCCCAAUCCCCCGCUUUCCAUCACCCGGCCCCAUUCUCCCGCUUUCCAUCACCCCGGCCCAUUCUCCCGCUUUCCAUCACCCCACCCCAUUCUCCCGCUUUCCAUCACCCCGCCGCAUUGUCCCGCUUUCUAUCACCCCGCCCCAUUCUCCCGAUUUCCAUCCCCAUUCUCCCGCUUUCCAUCCCCAUUCUCCCGCUUUCCAUCCCCAUUCUUCCGCUUUCCAUCACCCCGCCCCAAUCUCCCGCUUUCCAUCACCCGGCCCCAUUCUCCCGCUUUCCAUCACCCCGGCCCAUUCUCCCGCUUUCCAUCACCCCACCCCAUUCUUCGCUUUCCAUCACCUCGCCGCAUUGUCCCGCUUUCUAUCACCCCGCCCCAUUCUCCCGAUUUCCAUCCCCAUUCUCCCGCUUUCCAUCCCCAUUCUCCCGCUUUCCAUCCCCAUUCUCCCGCUUUCCAUCCCCAUUCUCCCGCUUUCCAUCACCCCGCCCCAUUCUCCCGCUUUCCAUCACCCCGCCCCAUUCUCCCGCUUUCCAUCACCCCGCCCCAUUCUCCCGCUUUCCACCACCCCGCCCCAUUUUCCCGCUUUUCCAUUCUCCCGCUUUCCAUCACCCCGCCCUAUUCUCCCUCCUUCCAUCACCCCGCCCCAUUCUCCCGCUUUCCAUCACCCCACCCCAUUCUCCCGCUUUCCAUCACCCCGCCCCAUUCUCCCGCUUUCCAUCACCCCGCCCCAUUCUCCCGCUUUCCAUCACCCCGCCCCAUUCUCCCGCUUUUCAUCACCCCGCCCCAUUCUCCCGCUUUACAUCACCCCGCCCCAUUCUCCCGCUUUCCAUCACCCCGCCCCAUUCUCCCGCUUUCCAUCACCCCGCCCCAUUCUCCCUCCUUCCAUCACCCCGCCCCAUUCUCCCGCUUUCCAUCACCCCACCCUAUUCUCCCGAUUUCGAUCACCCCGCCCCAUUCCCCCGCUUUCCGUCACCCCGCCCCAUUCUCCCGCUUUCCAUCACCCCGCCCAAAUCUCCCGCUUUCCAUCACCCCACCCCAUUCUCCCGCUUUCCAUCACCCCGCCCCAUUCUCCCUCCUUCCAUCACCUCGCCCCAUUCUCCCGCUUUCCAUCAUCACGCCCCAUUCUCCCGCUUUCCAUCACCCCUCCCCAUUCUCCCACUUUCCAUCACCCCGCCCCAUUCUCCCGCUGUCCAUCACCCCGCCCCAUUCUCCCGCUUUCCAUCACCCCGCCCCAUUCUCCCGUUUUUGA